AUGCAUUUUAGAAAAAUUACUGCUCUGGUGUUGCGGGAGUUUGUCUCCCGCAACCCAGGCACCAGUGAUCCCGAUGAUGUGACGAGGGCUGACUUUAUAGCCUGGUGCACAGACAUUACAUUAAAGAAUGACGUUGCCCAGGCAAUAAUUAGGAAUGUGUGUGGUCAGGAGCUAGCUUCUGACCACCACGGUUCAAAGGCUGUAGGGUGGUGGUUGGCUGACCCCAAAACCCUUGCAAACGUAAGUUUUCCUUCUUCUUAA
Molecule: messenger RNA, 261 nt
Organism: Macrosiphum euphorbiae (potato aphid)
Lineage: Eukaryota; Metazoa; Arthropoda; Insecta; Hemiptera; Aphididae
Source: the annotation of a GenBank genome assembly